AUGAACGACCAACUGAAAACAGUAUCGGCUAUGAACAAACUGUACAUCGGCAACUUGCCGACAGAGGCUGACGAGGCGGCUGUAAGACAACUGUUCGCUGAGCACAACCUCACUGUAGCUGAUAUAUCAGUUAAAAGAGGAGGUUACGCAUUCGUAGACUUCCCUGAUCAGUCGGCUGCAGAUCGCGCCAUUGAUAAGCUGCAUGGCUAUUCCUACUGCGGCCUGCCGUUGAUUGUGGAACCUUCAGUUGCAAACAAAAAAAUUGUGAACGUGACCAACUUGCAAAGCGCGAGUACCACCCAGCUGAAGGAGACCAGCACAACUGAUUCAUCCAAUACAGGAGGUGGAGGCGGAGGCUGGAGGUGA
Messenger RNA from Danaus chrysippus (African queen), 366 nucleotides. Lineage: Eukaryota; Metazoa; Arthropoda; Insecta; Lepidoptera; Nymphalidae. The record is from the annotation of a GenBank genome assembly.